GCUCUGGGGCACCGCUCGCCGUGCCCGGCUCCGGGAGGGCGACGACUGCUCGGCCGUGCUGCGCUGGGUCGACUCCAUGAUCAUCGGCCUGCGCCUAUGUCCCUACGCCCAACCUGCGAAGGAAGCUGGGCGCCUGCGGGUCGUCUCCAGUGAUGGGAAGACCGGCCUCGCAGUUCUUGAUGACAUCGUAGCCGAGGCCGAGAUUUUAGCUGCCUCCGCGGACGAGGUUUCUGCUACGACCACUCUUCUGGCUUGUCCGGAUGUGCCGGAAUGGCAGGACUUUGCCGCCUUUCAUGAGUUCUACACCUCCGAGCUGCAGAGCGGUCGUGUCUUGUCGAGGAAUCUCGGUCUGGAUGUGUUUCUCGUCGCCUUCCAUCCCGACUGUGUUGCCGAUGGCGAGGCGCUGACCACGGGAGACGAGGUUGCGGUUCAGUGCGGCGAAGACGUGCUGCUGGCGGUUGUGGAGGAGGAGGAUCCCCUCACGCAGACACUCUCGGUCCAGCUCCUCGGACGCAUCCUCGAGUCGUCGAGUGAUUCCGAGGACGGAGCAGAAGAUCUGGCGGUGGAGGCCUUCGACGAGCCUGAGGCGGCGUCGGUUCGAUCAUCGGACGUCUUGUGGUCACUGGCUACCACACCUGGCGACGGCGCGGCCACCCGACGGUCGGCGCUGGGCAAGGCACCGCGUCCUGUUCUUCAUCUUCUGCGGAUGCAGGAUCUGGCCACGGUGGAUGGUGCCAGCCGGGAGGAAGUCUAUCGCCAUAAUGACGCAUGUCUCCAAGAGAUGGGUCUUGAGGCUUUUGAGCAAAAGCUCCGAAGCUGCUCGUGA
Symbiodinium sp. CCMP2456 is the source of this 826-nucleotide messenger RNA. NCBI's taxonomy places the organism in Eukaryota, Dinophyceae, Suessiales, Symbiodiniaceae. The record is from the annotation of a GenBank genome assembly.